This is a messenger RNA of Bactrocera oleae (olive fruit fly), 1222 nucleotides long. RefSeq names its product programmed cell death 5 (gene PDCD-5). The record is from RefSeq and is a predicted model, not a curated record. NCBI's taxonomy places the organism in Eukaryota, Metazoa, Arthropoda, Insecta, Diptera, Tephritidae. Gene Ontology annotation, molecular function: DNA binding. Gene Ontology annotation, cellular component: cytosol; nucleus.
AUUGAUAAAAUAUUUGUCAUUGUGUUCAACUUCAUUGUUUUUGUAAAAAAAAUAGAAAACAUAUAAAAUUAAAAAAUAAAUAUACAACCAAAUUGUAUAAAAGUUUCGUUUCCAAACUGGUUCGUUUCAUGCAUCGUUUCACAUGCAAUUAGUGGAAGGUUGGCAGCUCUUGCAUAUGUCAAAAGUGACUAACCCAAUCUGGAGAAUUAUUACAAUUUUCUCGUGUGGUUUUUGGUCUAAGGAAAAAAUAAACAAUAAUUAAAAUAAAAAAUAAUGGCAGAUAAUGAUUUAGACGCCUUGCGUGCUGAGCGUAUGGCUCAGUUACAGCAACAAUACGGUAGCAGUGGCGGUAACAAUGCUGAAAAACAACAGGCUCAACAGGAGCAAAUGCGCCAGCAGGAGGAAAUGAAACACUCUAUACUUUCACAAGUGUUAGACCAACAGGCACGCGCCCGACUAAACACAUUAAAAAUCAGCAAACCGGAUAAGGCACAAAUGUUUGAAAAUAUGGUGAUACGCAUGGCGCAAAUGGGCCAAGUGCGUGGUAAGCUUGAUGAUGCCCAAUUUGUCAGCAUACUGGAGAGCGUAAACGCACAAAUGCCACAAAGUAAAUCAACAGUUAAAUAUGACAGAAGACGUGCUGCCAUAGAUUCAGAUGACGAUGAUGACUAUGGCUGCUGAUUGUACGCUCCCGACAAAGGCCGUUAUGAAGAAAUUCAUAGGAUGCGAAAUAGUAGCAGAUACUUUUUUUGUGAAAUGCAGAUCCUUCAUACAGCAGUCGCUCAUUUGCGACCAUACAAUGUUUACAAAAUUUAUUUAAGCUAAUUAAUGUAAAAUUUAGGCGUUUGUUAAGGCGUAAUAUGCUUUGAAAGAUGUCGUAAAGUCUUAGUUAUUUUAUGCUUUCAUUAACAUUUUAAAAUUGCUGAAAAAGUUUCUCGUCCUAAUGCUAACCUUUAUUUACGUAUAAUGCUAGAAACAUAGAAAUAAUAAAAUUAAAUUAAACUUUAAUAAUUCUUUUAAUUACCACGAAAUCUUUGUAUUUUUAUCGAAAUCUCAAUACAUAACUACGCAAGUCUUUCGAUAUACAUAAAAUAUAUAAGUAUGGCAUAUUACCGCUAUGAUCAACGCAGUAUAAAUGGCGAUUUUCGCAAAUGUUCCUAAUUUUAUUCUGUCAACUCUGGAAUGCAAUGGAUUAUUUCAAAUAUACACAACAUAAUUACAA